AUGUCUUUUAUGGAUGGAUCAUCUGGGUACAAUCAGAUUUGCAUGGCUCCAAAGGAUGAAGAACUUACUGCCUUCCGCACUCCUAAAGAAGAUGAAGCAUUACUUCCAAGCUCAUGUGGUGCGACUCGUCUCGAAAGCAAAUCCUUUCAAGCGAUAAAAGGACAAGUGCUAGCCGACUUUUUGGCCAACCAUCCAAUUUCAGAUGAUUGGGAGUUAUCCGAUGAGCUACCUGAUGAAGAUGCAAUGCUUGUGGAAAUUCAACCUCCUUGGAAAAUGUACUUUGAUGGUGUUGCACAUUGUGAAGGAGUUGGUGCUGGAAUAGUGUUUGUCACUUCCUUAGGAGAGGAGAGGUCUUGCCAUACUCAUCAAGCACUCAUACUUGGGCUCGAAAUGGCUGUUGACAUGAAGCAAUUACAGCUACAAAUUUUUGGAGAUUCCAAAUUGGUGAUCAAUCAAGUUUUGGGUAGUUAUGAGGUCAAGAAGCCAGAGUUGUUGCCAUAUCGCAACUAUGCUAAAAAAUUGAUAGGUUGGCUCGACGAGGUGACUAUUCAACAUGUUCCUAGAAAGGAAAAUAAAACUGCUGAUGCAUUAUCAGCUCUAGCUUCCGCAUUAGUAUCACCUAAUCAAAUGCAAGUCUUUGUUUACCAGAGAUGGGUAGUACCACCACCAAAUGAAUGUGAAGAAGAAGUUGAGCAUGCCAUCACCACUUCAGAGGUUGAAAUUGAAUAUUGGCAACAACCAAUAAUUGAUUACUUGUGUUAUAGGAUAUUGCCAGAAAAUCUUCGAAGAAAGACAGAAAUCCGACGGCGAGCCCCUCGCUUCCUUUACUAUAAGAAUACACUCUACAGUAGAUCAUUUGAUGGAGUACUCUUACGUUGUUUGAGGGCAGAUGAGUCCGUUCAAGCUAUGCAGGAAGCAUAUUCUGGAGUAGGUGGGGCGCAUCCAUCUGGGCCAAAACUUCAUUUUCAUAUAAAAAGAAUGGAAGUAUUACACCCUACCGUGGCUUCAUGGCCAUUUAAAGCUUGGGGUUUGGAUGUUGUUGGGCCAUUGCCGAAGUCUUCUGGCAGGCAUUUAUACAUUUUGGCUGCAACUGAUUACUUCUCGAAAUGGGUAGAAGCUGUUUCUCUUAAAGAACAACGUAUUUCUUCUAUGUAUUAUGUUGCUGCCAAUGGCCUCGCUGAAGCAUUUAACAAGACACUCUACAACUUGUUGAAGAAAGUCGUCUCCAAAUCUAAGAGAGAUUGGCAUGAAAGAAUGGAAGAAGCUCUUUUGGCAUACAGGACCACCUAUCGCACACCAACGCAAGCGACUCCUUAUUCGCUUGUUUAUGGAGUUGAAAUAGUCCUUCCACUUGAGUGUCAAAUCCCAUCAUUUCGGCUUGCUAUUCAAGAAGGACUCACUGAUGAAGAAAAUGCUAGAAUGCGCCUUGAAGAAUUGGAAGCUCUCGAUGAAAAGAGGCUAGAAGCUCAACAAAGCCUGGAGUUCUAUCAAGCAUAUCUAUCUCGAUCUUUCAAUAAGAGAGUUCAUCCUAGAUGCUUCCAAGUGGGUGACCAAGUCCUUGUUGUAAGAAGGCCAAUUAUUACUUCUCGUCGAUCUGGAAACAAGUUUUCUGCUAAAUGGGAUGGGCCAUAUGUUAUGCAAGAAGUAUGCUCAAGUGGCGCAUAUAAGCUUGUUGACUUAGAAGGCUUGCGGAUUGGGCCCAUCAAUGGGAAAUUCAUGAAGAGAUAUUAUCCUUGA
Molecule: messenger RNA, 1737 nt
Organism: Lycium barbarum (goji berry)
Lineage: Eukaryota; Viridiplantae; Streptophyta; Magnoliopsida; Solanales; Solanaceae
Exons: 6
Coding region: 1-1737 (578 amino acids)
Molecular function (GO): nucleic acid binding; RNA-DNA hybrid ribonuclease activity
Source: RefSeq, a predicted model, not a curated record